AUGACAACUAAAACGACUAUUGCCAUAAUCGUCGCUGCCAUAGUUGGAAGAGUUGAGAUGCUUAAAGUCUGCAACAUUGAGACUUGCCCAGACGUGAAUUCCCAUGACAACCUUGUGUUUAGCCAAUUUUGCCGAGAAGCGACAGUAACGAAUGGCGCACUCGAGGACCUUACGAGCGAAUCAGCUUCCGCCGAAACUGUGAAGUUGAAUCGCGUGGUGUUUUUGUCUCUACAUCUCGUUAACAAUCACACGAUCCCUUUUGAACAUACAAAUGUUGACAAGCCGAACAUGAUUGCUACGUCACCUUUUGAGCUUCUAACAAUUAAGAUUUAA
Messenger RNA from Plasmopara halstedii, 333 nucleotides. RefSeq lists its product as uncharacterized. The transcript is spliced from 3 exons. The record is from RefSeq and is a predicted model, not a curated record. Lineage: Eukaryota; Oomycota; Peronosporomycetes; Peronosporales; Peronosporaceae. Bases 1 to 333 code for a protein of 110 amino acids.